UCAUAAAAUCCCGGCUAAAAUGGAGUGUUUCUGACCGUUCCAGCAGGUUGCGCGCAUAGAAUAUGCGCGAACUAUUCUCGCGCAUAUACUUCCACGUAAAUCACAAAGUGAUGCUGUAUCGAUAUUAUUCUACGAUACGCGAGUAAUCAUUUUUGUUUUGCAAUUGAUUUUCACGCAUAUUUAAUCUUACGUUGAUUGCCAGCAAAUAAGGAUUUUUUAAAAAUGGUGUCCGUUUUAAAUACUGUUGAUACCGGUCACGAAGACAUGAUUCAUGACGCGGAAAUGGAUUAUUAUGGAUUGAGGUUAGCUACAUGCUCAAGUGAUAAUUCGGUGAAAAUAUUUGAUUUAAAAAACGGCACUCAAAGCUUAGUUACUGUUCUCAAGGGACACAUUGGCCCUGUAUGGCAGGUUGCAUGGGCCCAUCCUAAAUUUGGCAAUCUUCUAGCAUCUUGCAGUUAUGACAGAAAAGUUAUUAUCUGGAAAGAACUUGGUGAAUGGACAAAGAUAUAUGAGCAUACGGGUCAUGAUUCAUCUGUUAAUUCGGUUGCAUGGGCACCGCACGAGUUUGGUUUGAUCUUGGCUUGUGGCAGUUCAGAUGGAUCAAUUUCUAUUCUUACAAAUACUGGGGAUACUUGGCACAUGCAGAAAAUAACAAACGCUCAUACGAUUGGAUGUAAUGCAGUCAGUUGGUGUCCAGCGAUUGAUUCUGGUGUUGACACCAAUGCAACUCAAAGGAGUGGUCCUAUGAAGAGAUUAGCAACUGGUGGUUGUGAUAAUUUAGUAAAAAUAUGGAAGGAGGAAGGGGAUAGAUGGUUAGAAGAGAAUAAACUGGAGGCACACAGUGAUUGGGUACGAGACGUAGCCUGGGCACCAGCAGUUGGCCCAUCAAGAGCCACUUUGGCAUCUUGUUCACAAGAUCGCCGUGUGGUUGUAUGGACAUCCAAUGAUUACGCCAGCUGGACACCAAAUGUCCUUAAUGUUUUUGAUGAUGUAAUCUGGAACGUCAGUUGGUCAUUAACAGGUGGCAUCCUAGCGGUCAGUGGAGGAGACAACAAAGUUUCUCUCUGGCGUGAGAAUUCUGAGGGACAGUGGGCAUGUAUCUCUGAAUUGAACAAAGAUCAAGGGAAUCUUAAUAAUCCGGAUCAGCGCGCGCUGUAACAUCACUAAUAAAAAUAUAAAUAUUUUAUACAAAUAAUUAUAAAUUAA
This is a messenger RNA of Linepithema humile (Argentine ant), 1206 nucleotides long. It is a transcript of the gene Sec13, whose product is annotated as secretory 13. Gene Ontology annotation, biological process: positive regulation of TOR signaling; COPII-coated vesicle budding; protein import into nucleus. The record is from RefSeq and is a predicted model, not a curated record. Gene Ontology annotation, molecular function: protein binding; structural molecule activity. Lineage: Eukaryota; Metazoa; Arthropoda; Insecta; Hymenoptera; Formicidae. Gene Ontology annotation, cellular component: COPII vesicle coat; nuclear pore outer ring.